This is a messenger RNA of Hevea brasiliensis (rubber tree), 747 nucleotides long. Its product is annotated as protein MIZU-KUSSEI 1-like. The record is from RefSeq and is a predicted model, not a curated record. Lineage: Eukaryota; Viridiplantae; Streptophyta; Magnoliopsida; Malpighiales; Euphorbiaceae. Gene Ontology annotation, biological process: hydrotropism. The coding region runs from base 1 to 693 and encodes 230 amino acids. The transcript has a single exon.
AUGUCCUAUCAAAGUAUUGGUGUCACAACCGUGGACUGCCAAAAGCAAGUCCGCUCCUGGAGGCUUCUUCGCUCCCUUAUAGAGCUCCUUAUUCCAACCUGCAAUUGCACCUUCAUAGAAGAACGAAAAACUAGCAAACCAGAGAAACCCCUUCAGAAUUACUAUUAUCAUCCUAAACCCACCUUCGCUUCUUCUACUACAAUCACAGGCACUAUCUUUGGUUUUCGCCGAGGAAAAGUUAGCUUCUGUAUCCAAACAAACACUAAAUCCACCAACCCAAUUCUUCUCCUGGAAUUUGCAGUGCCCACAAGUUUCUUAGCGAGAGAAAUGCAAGGUGGUAUCCUGCGUAUAGCGCUAGACUGUGCCAGUAAUGGAUAUAGCGCAAAUUAUGAUUCUAGUUAUCUUUUGUCCAUGCCAUUAUGGACUAUGAAUUGCAAUGGAAGGAAAGCUGGGUAUGCAGUUAAGCGCAGACCAUCAAAGGUUGAUAUGGAAGCUCUGAGGCUAAUGGGUUCUGUUAUUGCAGGAGCUGGAAUUAUUAGUGGAAAGGAACUUGACACGGACGAUGAACUCAUGUAUCUUAGAGCAAAUUUUGCUAGAGUUUCUGGAUCAUCAGAAGCUGAAUCUUUCCAUUUGAUAGACCCAGAUGGCAGCAUAGGUCAGGAGCUUAGUAUCUUCUUUUUUCGCUCAAGGUGACCCUAUUCACAGAUACCUUCCAUCGGUUAGUCGAUCGGUGAUCUCAACUCAAGC